Messenger RNA from Hyalella azteca, 5653 nucleotides. Its product is annotated as NFX1-type zinc finger-containing protein 1-like. Lineage: Eukaryota; Metazoa; Arthropoda; Malacostraca; Amphipoda; Hyalellidae. The record is from RefSeq and is a predicted model, not a curated record. Gene Ontology annotation, molecular function: helicase activity; zinc ion binding. Gene Ontology annotation, biological process: regulatory ncRNA-mediated heterochromatin formation. Gene Ontology annotation, cellular component: nuclear RNA-directed RNA polymerase complex; nucleus.
AUAUUCUUUGAGCGCUUAUGAACGAUUGGAUCAAAUCUGCCUUAAAAUGAAUGAUUCAGAUGACAGGGUGUCCAUCAGUAGACCUGCUGCUGCAAGGUCAAGAGGAAGGUAUCGGGGCAGAGGCCGUACAGCUUCUCUUCAUGGGGCAAGACCUAAAACUCAUGGAGACUUCAAUAACACUCAUACCAGGAGACAUACUUUUAGUCGAACUAGGAGUCGUAGACGCCAUGGACGUGACCAACAGAACCACAGAGUUUCUGGCAAUGCAAUACGCAACUACAGUGAUGACGGGUAUGGCGUGCCCAGCAGCUAUCAGAAUGAUGGGUAUGGUGUUCCCAGCAGAUAUCAAAAUGGAGAGUAUGAAACGCUCUCUGGCCGUCUUGGCAGCCUCAAUGCCUUGAACUUCAGUCCCAGUGGAGAAGACGCUUCUAGAGAAGGUAGACUAGGCCAUCUUAUGGACUUGCGUUCUGAUGCUGGUCCAAGUAGUCUGCAUGAAAAGAGCCAAGCUUGGGGAAGAAGCAACUGGAACCAACAUGAAUUUGGAGUGAGAGCACGCCCGCAAAAACGUAAGAGACACAAUGACGACGGAGAUGAAGAAAGAGAAGGCUUGGGAGCUCACAGCGCGAAGAGACUUUAUCCUGUUGGAAUCGAUGUUCUGAAAGAGUGGACUACACAGCCACCAGAUCUGGUCAUCCAUUCACUGCUGAGUGACAGGUCUGGAGUGCCUCAACUGUUGGCUGAGCCGAAAAUCCCUGAUGAUAAAUUAGUUCUUUUCAUCAAGGUGCUCGCCAGAGCCUCCACUUGCACGAGCUGUCGGCAGAGCCUAAUUAAAAUUCUUACAAUGAUAUUCACUGAAGAUUUUGUGAAUAAGCUCAUUAAGUUCCACAUUUCGUGGAUGGCAAGCCAUAAGACGGACUUGAAAAGCUUCCUUGAGGAUCAGCUUCAAUUGCUGAAAGUAUUAAGAAAAACUUUCAUUAACCAAGCCAAAGAGAUGCUGCCUACUUUAUUGCAAACUGUCAUGCUCGUCUUUCCUCUGCUGCCCAAUCAAUCUGAGCUGAACGAGUUAAAGACCGAGUACAAACAGCUCCUGGCAUUAUUCCUUGGGAGUCAGAAGCCGGGGCCUGAGGAGGGCGAGCAAAAGCGACGUCCUUUAGCUGAUCGCCUCGCUGACCUCGACGAUCAGGAGCCUGCAGACGACUACCGUGACAUCCCCAUUGAACCCACCGACGAUGAGCUGCUGCUGCUCGAAACACCUGUCAUAAGGAGAAACAUCACUGAGGGGGCUUACAGAGAUGUUCACAAUUACCUCGACGUGCAGUUUAGGCUUCUACGCGAAGACUUCAUUUGCCCCCUGCGUGAAGGCAUUCGCCAAGUAAAAUUUGGUAUGAAGGGUGUAAAAGAUGUCCGUGUGUAUCGGAAAGUGAAAUUUCAAGAAACCCAGAUCUUGCGUGGCGAACUUGUGCAUUUUGUUAAGCUUAAUUUACCUAGGAAUUUUAGAGUUGAAUACUCAAAGCGACUGCUGUUUGGCAACGUGAUGUGCUUCAGUGCCGAUAAUUUUGCCUCUUCUUUUCUGGCAACCGUUGCAGGCCAUGACCCUGACAAACUGAAGAAGGGACAAGUUGGCGUAAAGCUGCUUUCAGUGUCAAAACUCGACGCCAGUCUUGAGUACACAGCUGUUGAGUCAAGGACUUUCUUCAUCGCGUACAAGCACGUGCUCAGAGCUCUCCAAUUCAUGGAUGAAAAUACCCUCCCGCUUGUUGAGCACAUUGUCUUCGCUGAGAAAAUUGUCCAACCUCCUCAGUAUGUGAUGAACGCGGCCAAUGUGCACUACGAUCUGCGCGUUGUUUUGCAAAACAACUACAUGAAGGCGCAGGAUAAAACAGAUGAUAUUUUUCAACGUAAAAUUAAUAAUAGUUUUUUCAACACCAUUCCACCACCGAACAUUCUGACGGAUCUUCAGAACAUUCCCAUAACGAAUUCUGACAUAGAAAUGUGGCCGAACUGCUCCAUGUUUGGUCUCGACCAAUCCCAACUCAAGGCAUUGCAUUCGGCGCUCACAAAACGGCUGGUUGUGAUUCAAGGCCCACCAGGAACCGGCAAAACUUAUUUAGGUCUAAAAAUCAUUCAAAUUUUGCUCCACAAUUCGCAGGCAUGGUCUAGGAAGGAAACUGAAAUCCGACCUGUCCCUGGGCAUCAAAAUCGAAAUCUGGUGCAAACAGUUGAUGUGGACGUGACAUCGCCUAUUCUCGUCAUUUGCUACACAAACCACGCGCUGGAUCAGUUUUUGGAAGGCAUGCUCAACUUCACUCAAAGAAUAGUUCGAAUCGGAAACAGAAGCAAGAGUGAUCGAAUCCAGAACUUCCAAAUUAACGAGUUCGUUUUCACCUUGAAGAAGCAACGCCGACUGCCUGCAAACAUCCAUCAUGCCAAGUCUGAAGUGCACAAUGAAGUUCUUAAUGCUGAAGCGAAGCUGAAGAGUCAAUAUGCUCAGCUGCAGGAAGUUGUGCAGGAUUUGGGACUUCUAAGCUUUGGCUUGUUUCGCUUAUACGGCGUCAUCCCUCCCAACAUCGUAAGAAAGUUGGAACGCGGUCAACUUUACCGCUCUUGGAUGCUGCCAAUCGAUCAACCGUGGUGCAUGAACCUAACGUUGAUCCUCGUCAGGUUUGGUCAAUGCCUGUGCAUGUGCAUGUCGAUCCUAAACCGGGAUAUUCAGCCGCAGAUGACAAAGAAGGACGAAGAAUGGCAUGAUGCUUUGGAAAUGCUGAGGGAGGCUGAGAAUGAGCGCAUCAUUGAUGUUGAGGAAGAUGACCUCCCAACUGGAACUGCUUUGAUUUCACCUCGAGUAAAAUCAUAUGAAGUUAAGAGAAUCGAUCCUAAAGAGUUUGAAACCUCACUAUUUCGUCAGUUAAAAGAUGGCCUCAUAACAAAAGAGGCCUGCGAGAAAACCUUGAACAAAUUCUACAAAGAGCAGCGAAUGUUAGGCGAACUUCUUCAGUUCACGUCCUCAACAGAUGUCUCAUCCGUGGCUAAUGCGACCAUCAACGAACAAGUCGACAUCUUUCAGUUGGCUUACAAGGAUAGAUGCUUGCUUUAUUGCCUAUGGAGGCACAAGCUUUUGGCUAAAAUGCGCGAGACCAUCCGCCCUCACGAGGCCAACAUACAGAGGCUCAUGGCGAGGGCGCAGGAGGUGAAGAACUCCGAGUAUCUGCACGUGGCGCGUCAGGCGGACGUUGUGGGCCUCACCACCACGGGAGCUGCGCAGUUCCAGGACGUCGUCCAGGAACUCAAGCCCAGGAUAGUGAUCAUUGAAGAAGCUGCCGAGAUAUUGGAGGCCCAUGUCGUAGCUUCUCUCAACGCCAACUGCGAGCACCUCAUCUUGAUCGGCGACCACCAGCAGCUGAAGCCAAGCCCUGCAGUUUACCAGCUCGCCAAGCACUACGGGCUCGACACGUCACUUUUCGAGCGGAUGAUCAACAACGGAGUCGCGUACGAUACUCUGCAGUAUCAGCACCGCAUGCGUCCUGAGAUCUCAUCUCUCCUGGUCCCUGCAAUAUAUCCAGAACUCGAGGACCAUCCAUCGGUCCACGGCCGAGAUCACAUUCGGGGUGUCGAGAAAAGCGUCUUUUUCGUGUCUCAUCUCGAAAAGGAGCUCGCAGAAAUUGAUGACAACCACAGCCACAGCAACGUCCACGAAGCUGAGUUCAUCAUGCGCCUGGCUCGUCACCUCGUCCUGCAAGGCUACGACCCUGAGCAGAUCACCGUCCUCACGCCCUACUCCGGCCAGUUCUUCCUGCUGCGUAAAGAACAACGGAAGUACAGCCCGACCUGCGACGGCAUGCGCGUCACCAUCGUUGACAACUACCAAGGCGAGGAGAACGACAUCAUCCUGUUGUCCCUGGUUCGCAGCAACGACUCGGGCAACGUGGGCUUCUUGAAGAUCGAGAACCGAGUGUGCGUCGCUCUGUCGCGCGCCAAACUUGGACUCUUCAUCAUUGGCAACAUGCAGCAACUGCGCCAUAGCUCUCCUCUUUGGAUUAAAAUUGAAAAAUCCUUGACGGAAAUUGAUGGCCUUGGUGAUGCACUCGUCCUCAAAUGUCAGAGCCAUCCUGAUCGCAAGGUUGCUGUCAAGACUGCUGAAGACUUCAGGACCAUGAGUCCAGAAGGCGGCUGCACUCUGCCCUGCUCUGGCCACUUCACAAAGUGCGGCCACAAGUGUCCUCGGAUUUGCCAUGCUGAUAAUUCCAACCAUGCCAAAAGCGAGUGUCGUGAGCCUUGCGCUAAUAAAUGUGGUCGAAGAGGUCACCCUUGCCCUGCUUUGUGUUAUGAAACGUGUCCUCCUUGCAAGGUUGAUGUAGUAAAGGAGCUUCCAUGCGGUCACUCACACCUUGUACCAUGUCACUUGCCACGAGCAUCUUUCUUGUGCCCAAAUAGAGUUGUUAAAACUAUUGAAAAAUGCGGCCAUGUUAUUGAAAUGCCCUGUCAUCAGAAUCCUGCUGAGAAAAGGUGUAGAAAGAAGUGUGACCUACGCCUGGAAUGCGGGCAUUCUUGCAACCAAACUUGCCACGUAGACUCAGACCCAGAGCACUUGGAGUAUCUGUGCCAGUCACCAUGUUCCCGCAACAUGAAGGGCUGCUCGCAGGAUCACAAAAGCACUCUGUCAUGUUGGCAGACCUGCCCCGAUUGUAAUAUUGAAGUUGAGAAGAAACUACCGUGCGGACACAAAGCUCAGCUCGCAUGUCAUGAACCCGUAGAAAGUUACGCAUGCCAGGAGAAGUGCCGCAAAGCGCUGCCUGAUUGCAGCCAUCACUGUCCCCGACGCUGCAGUGAGCCCUGUGGUGGCUGUCCUGUCAUCGUCAUGAAGAAGAUUGUGCCAUGUGGACAUUGUAUCAAGAUGCAAUGCGGCAAAGCACCGGAGCACUCGUUGUGCAACAGCAAAGAUUGUAGACUCCGCCUGCCCUGCGGUCACAAGUGCCCUCGUCCCUGCAAGGAACCCUGUGGCGGCUGCCAGGAAACCGUUCCUGCGGGCGUCAAGUGCAUUGUGAAGGAUCACGAGCUGUUGGUCCCCUGCAGCAGCCUGCCCCUGACUGAGCCUGACUACUCCCAGUGCCGAGCGCUCUGCGCGGCCAGCCUGAAAUGUGGACACCGUUGCAAGGGCUCCUGUGGCUCCUGUCUUCAUGGUCGCUUCCAUCUGCCGUGUGCUGAGAAAUGCGGACGAACGCUCGUGUGUGGUCACGUAUGCAAGUCGCCCUGCAGCGCCGCAUGUCCGCCUUGCCAGGAGAAGUGUCGCUGGAAAUGCUCCCACAGCCGCUGCAAUAAAAUCUGCGGCGCUCCUUGCACUCCGUGCCAGGAGCCCUGCAGCAGCAAGUGCGAGCACCAGGCGGUGCGGUGCUCGAAGAAGUGCGGUGAGGCCUGCGACCAGAAGCCCUGCGAGGAACCGUGUCCCAAAACACUCAAAUGUGGCCACCCUUGCGUGGGUCUCUGUGGAGACCCCUGCCCUCCGCUGUGCCGCGAAUGUAACUUCGACAAGCUUACGGAAUUUGAACUCGUCUGCAACGAGAAGGACCCAAACGCCCGGUUCGUGCUGCUGCAAGACUGUGGUCACACCAUUGAACACGAUGGCCUCUCUGGCUGGCUCAAGCACAAGGCCGACAAU